AUGAAAAGAUUUAGAAAACAGGGGUCUUAGCAAAGCGUAAGAAGCAGUGUUAAAAGUGAAUCACCUAGAAUGUUGACAGAAACUUCCAUGUUUCUACCAACUUAAAGAAUCAAGCGAUACCAGUAACUCAUUAAAAGAAAUAGAGAAAUAUUAAGUCAAAGAAAGUAUCUGAAUAUAUAAGAUCAAGUUAUUCAAAAAGAUAAAUUGCCAAAGGAGAGAGUAAUUGGAUAAUACUUGAGAAAGUUGUUGAGUCAAAGAUCUCUGAAGUUGAAUUAACCAAAUAUAUAUUAAGCCUAAGCAGAUUCAAGGGACUAAUAAGAUUCAAUCUCAAUCUAGUCUUUGAAAAAACAGAAAAGCCAGAAGUUCAAUUCUCAAUAAGACUUAAUGAAUUUUGAAAAUGGCAUGAAAGUAUCAAUGAAUAUACAAAUGUCUCCUAUUUUGGAGUUAGAUCAUUAAACCACAAAAAAUGAGAACAUACUUUCAUGUGAAGAUAAUGAAAUCUAAAGCUCAACAAUAUCUUUUAAAUACUCUACCAAUAGUUUCAAAACAGACAGUUCAUUUGACAAAUAUCUUAAAGAUGAUGCUAUAGUUUUAGAUGAGUAAACAGAAAAGCAACAGCUAUUAGAGUUGAGAAGGAGAAAUAUUUAGAUUAAAAGAGAAGAAUAAAAGUUCAUAAAGUUGAAUCAGAAUGUCAAUAUAAUCAUGAAUAUAAAGCCUAUUAGUUAAAAACCCAAGAUAUCGUUUGAAAAAUUGGUUGAAAAUGCUAAGAUAGAGGAUAUUAAGCUCAAGGAGGAGAGGUAAAGAUUAGUUAAUGAGAAGUUUAGACAUUAGUUGAUUAAGAAUGCAUUUAGAAUAAAUCAAAGAAACAUUAAAAUUGAAUAGCUUCUGAAAAAUGUGUUUGCUGAUGAUGCUGAUUAGAAUAAUUUAGAAGAUAAUGAUUAAAAUCAUGCUCUUGAAGAUAUUUAGACAGAAGAAUAGAAUUAAAAGAAGAAAUAAAAAUUCAAGAAAAUUAAAUUCAAAAAGGUAAUGAGCAAGAGUAGAUCUGAAAGACUGAAAUUGAUUUAUUCUUAAUAUGAUCAUUGGUGUACCAAGUGA
This is a messenger RNA of Stylonychia lemnae, 1095 nucleotides long. The record is from the annotation of a GenBank genome assembly. NCBI's taxonomy places the organism in Eukaryota, Ciliophora, Spirotrichea, Sporadotrichida, Oxytrichidae.